This is a messenger RNA of Kuraishia capsulata CBS 1993, 1443 nucleotides long. RefSeq lists its product as uncharacterized. Lineage: Eukaryota; Fungi; Ascomycota; Pichiomycetes; Pichiales; Pichiaceae. The record is from RefSeq and is a predicted model, not a curated record. Gene Ontology annotation, biological process: mRNA splicing, via spliceosome. Bases 1 to 1443 code for a protein of 480 amino acids. Gene Ontology annotation, cellular component: U4/U6 x U5 tri-snRNP complex. The transcript has a single exon.
AUGUCCGAAAAAAGACUGUACGAUGGCGGACAUCCUCGAGGUAAGAGGCGGAGGCCCAACCACGAUUCCAACAGUACUAGAAGAGCUGUGGAUGCUAGCGCGAAUUCAUCCACUACUACAACAUUAACAAGAUCUAUUUCUCCCUCCACUUCAGAUGACGAGCGGAAAGACCGCGGAGGUCUUAAUGUGGAAAUACAUCCAUUGUUACGAAGCAAUGCUCCUGCGCCGGUGAUGCCUAAAUCGUUUAAUCCGGUUCAAAGGACAAAGGUACGUGAAGGGUUUCUGCCGUCUCAGCUGAAUCCAUAUCUCAACCAGGCAGAUAUGGCCCCUGCUAGGCAUCACAGAUCUCUGGCCUUCAAUGCUCCGGGAAAGUAUAUUCACAAGGCUGAGGAGCUGAGAGAGAAGAUUAGGGAAGAGAAAGAACUGAAGGAACUUGAAUUGCGCAAGAAGGACCAAGGAUUGGCUCCAGACGAAACCAUAGGAGAACAGUAUUACCGAGUGCAGGACCCUCCUGCCACUGAAUGGUGGGACAGACCUUAUUUGAAAGAGAGGAACUACGAUCAUUUGGAUGAUCCUGAGAAACUGACAUAUACUGACCUGACCAGCGAUGACUGUCCCAUCACCGUGUAUAUACAGCAUCCAGUCCCAGUGCAAGCUCCCUGGGAAAAACAUAUACCUCCUCCCAAACCCCUCUUUUUAACGAAAAUUGAGUUGAAGAGAAUCAGAAGGAAUGAAAGAUCUUUGAAACACCAAGAAAAGCAGGACCGCAUCCGUUUGGGACUGGAUCCUGCCCCUGCUCCCAAGGUGAAGCUGAAAAAUCUCAUGAACGUGCUCACUAACGAUGCCAUCAAGAACCCCACAGCUGUCGAGAUGAGAGUGAAGGCCGAGGUCGCCGAAAGGAAAAGAGUCCACGAGCAAACUAACGAAGAGAGAAAGCUUACACCUGAACAAAGACACGAAAAGCAGACUCUCAAGAAUAUAGCGGACCUUCAAAGCGGAGUCGUCUCCUGCGUCUACAAAAUUGAUCGUCUGGUCAACCCAAAGCAUUACUACAAGGUGGAUAUCAACGCUAAGCAACUGGAGCUGAAUGGUAUGGUCAUCUGUCUGAAAGACAGCUUCUCAUUGGUGGUUACAGAAGGCGGAAAAAAGGCCGUAAAUCAGUAUAAAAAGCUGAUGACGAGAAGAAUUAACUGGACAGAAAAUGAAGCUGCAAAGCCUCGAGCCCCCAAGGAUGAUUCCCAACAGAGUCCUGUGCACGAUGACACUCAGGUACUGGAAGACUUAUCCGAUAAUAAUUGUCAAAUCGUCUGGGAAGGAGAGCUGGCCAACUUGCACUUUCACAAAUGGACUGUGCAAAAUGUUGAAGACCACGAGUCAGCUCUAGCUUUGCUGGGCAGAUAUCAUUUGGAUAAUUACUGGAGACAGGCUACAGCUCUAAAUUGA